CAGGACAGACUCAGAGGAAACUCUCUCGCCCUUUGUUCCUCCUAUCUCACAGUUUACCCUCUCUCUCUCCUCUCUCUCUCUGUGUCGGUGGAUGCCAGACCUCUCAGGGUGACAGCGAGCUGUGGAAUAAGGGGGGAGGUAGUGGAGGCAAACAGUGAGUGUGAAAUGUGUGUGUGUGUGUUUGACAACAUUCCUCUUCCUCUGAGCGUGUGCAGAAGGUGAAGAAGACGAACAGAGACGCUCCAAAAAACCAGAGGUUGUUUGAGCAUCAGACUGAAAAAGAGGAUGUGGGUCGACGCGGUCUGAAUGGAAAACACUGACGCCGUCAUCCUUCACAUCUCUCUUAUCCACCUGAAUCUGUGAAACCACGCGGCCGAUCCGAGAUGGCUGCCGUCAGUAUGUUGUUGCUGCUUGCGGUGGCGACGUCCGUCUGCAGAGGGAGUCUGGUGGCGUUGAACUCGGGCGUGGCGGUCUCCCGGGGCGGCUCUGUGUUCGUCACAGAGAAGGAGCUGAAGAUCAGCGUGGGUCUGGACGCAGACUGUAAAGUGGAGGUGGUGAUGAACGAGCCCGUCACACAGAGAGUGGGGAGGCUGACUCCACAGGUGUUCGACUGCAGCUUCCUGGAAGACGAGGUGAAAUACGUCCACAGUGGGAGUCCUCUGCUGAACCAGGACACCGUGAUGCUGAGAGUCUACAGGUUCACGUCCUCGGACACACAGGUGGACACGCUGGUCCUGGAGGUGCGGGUGGUGGACUCUGGGUCUGGGGUGGUGGAGUUGGGAAGCGCCCCGCUGGUGGUUCCUCAGUUCUACGGUUUGUCAAACGCCAUCGACAGCUCCGUCCUGAACAUCCGGACCAACGCCGACAUGAUCUGCAUCGUCAGACUGAUGACGACCGACACCAACGUCCCCGCUCUGGGUCAGCUGGUGAGCGAGGACGAGUCCACGCUGAGGAAGGGCAGAGAGACAGCUGUGAUCUGUGCGGGGAACAAACCGUGUCUCCAUCACACCAAGGAGGUUCAGUUCCUGAAAACCAGCUGCCAGGACUUCCUGAUCUCCGGUCUGAAGUACCAGCACCUGAGCCCGCCAUCGCCCGAGAUCGACUACAUCCCCCUCAGGGUGGAGCUGAGGGAGCAGGCCACCCGGGCGCUGCUGGAGGCUCAGUCCAUAUGGUUGCCGGUUCUGAUCCACGGUGCGAUGCAGAACCAGCCGCCCCAUGCCGCCUUCAUGGCCUCCUUCAUCCUGGAGGUGGACCAGUUCAUCCUCACCCCGCUCACCACCGCCGCCCUGGACGCCAAAGACCACGAGACACCGCAGGAGAGGCUGGUGUUCAACGUGACCGUCCCCCCCACGGAGGGGUACAUCGCCCACCUGGACGACCACACCAAGCCCAUCGCCUCCUUCACAUGGCUGGACCUCCACGAGAUGAAGGUGGCCUACCAGCCGCCCAACAGCAGCCAAUCACAGCGCAGGAACUACGAGGCGGAGUUCCAGGCGAUAGACGGGUCCUACGCGACCAGCCCGCCCAUCGUGGUACACAUCUCCAUCAGGGUGGCGGAAACAAACGCACCAAGAGUCUCCUGGAACAUGGGCUUGGACCUGCUGGAGGGUCAGUCCCGGCCAAUCACGUGGGAGGAGCUGCAGAUAGUCGACAAUGACAACAUCAACUCAGUGUUUCUGGUGGCCGUGGACGGACCUCUUCACGGACGCCUGAGUGUCAGAGGGGGGAAGGCGUUCAUGUUCCGCGUGCGUGACCUGAAGGACGGCGUGGUCGUCUACCACCACUCCGACAGCGACACCACCCGCGACCACAUCGUCUUCCGCAUCAGCGACGGCCGCCACAGCAUCCGCCACAAGUUCCCCAUCAACAUCCUGCCCAAGGACGACUCGCCGCCGUUCCUCGUCAACAACGUGGCGGUGGAGGUGCAGGAGGGCGGGGCGGUGCGGCUGGAGGAGUACAUGCUGUCGGCCUCCGACCUGGACUCCAGCGACGACUACGUCCUCUUCCAGGUGGCGUUCAAACCGAGGGCGGGGCGGCUGGUGAGGAAGAGCUCCGCCCACGACGCAGGAACUCCGGUGGACAGCUUCCUGCAGAGAGAUCUGAUCCAGGGUCAGAUCUUCUACCAGCACUCCGGAGACGAGACGUUCGAGGACUCCUUCGACUUCACGCUCUCCGACAGCCACCAGCCGCCAAACCUCUCCCAGACAUACACGGUGGUCGUCCACGUCUUCCCGGUGAAGGACCAGCUGCCGGUGGAGGUGGCGGGCAGCGCUCGCUCUCUGACCGUGAAGGAGACGGAGGUGGUUUACGUCACUCAGGCUCAGCUGCACUUCACCGACAGAGAGCGCCCGGACACAGACCUGACCUACGUCAUCACACAGCCCUGCUUCAGCCCAGUGCAUUCUGGGAUGAUGGACGCCGGGCGUUUGUUCUACACGGACAGCACCAACGCCAUGAAGAAAGACCGCAUGGCGCCCGUCUUAAAGUCCUUCACCCAGCACGCAGUGAAUCACAUGAAAGUGGCCUUCAUGCCUCCUGUUGAAGACAUCGGCCCCGAGCCGCUGUUUGUCCAGUUCGUCUUCUCGGUCAGCGACCACCACGGCGGCACCGUCAGCGACCUCGUCUUCAACAUCACCAUGACCCCUGUGGAUGACCAGGCGCCAGAGGCGUUCACCAACCUGCUGCGGGUGGAGGAAGGGGGCGGGGCCUUUGUGACGGAGGAGCACCUCCUGGUUCAGGACCGGGACAGCCGGGAGGAGGCGCUGAAGGUGGAGGUGCAGAGGACGGCGCUCCACGGUCGGCUGGAGCUGCAGGGCCGGACGCUGCUGCAGGGAGGCGCAUUCAGCCUGCACGACCUGAGAGGACUGCGACUCAGGUACAUCCACGAUGACUCUGAGACGACGGAGGACGAGGUCGCUCUGACGGUGACGGACGGACUGAACUCGGCCGACGUCGUUCUGCUGAUACAGGUCCUACCGAUGAACGACGAACCCCCCCAGCUGGGCGGGGGUCUGCGGGGGGAGCUGAGCUGUGAGGAGGGGGGGCGUGUCCAGGUGACGGUGGACUACCUUUCGGCCACAGACCGGGACAGCGAGGACUCCAGGCUGACCUACAUGCUCGCUCGCAGUCCGGGCAGAGGGGAGCUGCAGAGAGCCGGACUCAGCGUUGACAAGUUCUCCCAGCAGGACCUGCUGCAGGGACACGUGUACUACGUCCACACAGGAGGAGAGAUCGGGCCCGAUCCUGUUGCAGACACCGUCACCCUCAUCAUCUCCGACGGGGAGGCGGGAGGGACGGACGGCUGUUGCCACGGAGACGCCCCUCCCCCUCCCGUACCUCUGCACGGCACGCUGCCUGUGUACGACCUCAACGUCACCAUUCUUCCUGUCAACAACCAAGUCCCGACGAUCACUCUGGGUGGCUCCAUGUUCGUAGUGGACGAGGGGGCCUCAGCCUGUCUCUGUGGGGGGGUUCUUGGGGCCUCGGACCCCGACAGCCCACCGGACCAUCUGACCUUUCACCUGGAGACCCUCCCCCUGCACGGCUUCCUGGAGAACACGCUGCCAACGCCCGGCUCUGAGAAGAGCAACGCAGGAGUCCGAGUUGAAUCCUUCAGUCUCGUCCACCUGACCUCCGGUUUCAUCAACUACGUCCAAUCAGAAAGCAAAGGGGCGGAGCCGACUGUCGACCAGUUGUCCAUCAGUGUGAGUGAUGGGCUGCAUCACUCCGCCCCCGUCCCCUUUUACAUCAUCAUCAAUCCGACCAAUGAUGAGACACCUUCACUGCAGCUCGCCAACUUCACCGUGAAGGAGGGCGGGAUGAGGGAGCUGACCCCCUCCAUACUGAACGCUUUCGACCUUGACGCCCCUCCGGACAUCCUGACCUUCACCGUGGAGCGACCGCCUGCUCACGGCAGCCUGAUAAACGCCGUCUACGGCGCCGAGAUGAGCCGCUACGAGGAGACGGGAGCCGACCUCCUGCAGAGGAGCCUCCCCGUCACCUCCUUCACCCUGCAGGAGCUCCGACAAGGCAUGAAGAUCGUGUACAUGCACGAUGACACAGAAACCCUGAAGGACGCCGUGGCUCUGCGGCUGACAGAUGGCGUCCACACGGUGCGGGGGACGGCUCAGGUCACCGUGCUGCCGGUCAACGACGAGAAGCCCCGACUGCUCAAGAACGCAGGCUUGCAGGUGGACUCAGGUGAGCGCAGGGUGAUCUCCAAUGUGGUCCUAGAGGCCGCGGACCUGGACACGCCCCCAAACCAGGUGUUCUACUUCCUCAACGCUGCACCGCGCUUUGGUAAACUGCGGUUCAAGACAGAGUCCGGUUGGAGCGAGCUGUCGGCCGGUCACAACUUCACUCAGGACGACGUGGAGAUGAACCGUCUGUGGUACGCACACACCGCCGCCACCAACGCCGCCGGAUUCAAAGGUCACGACAGCUUCCGCUUCACCCUCAGCGACCUGGACAACGAGAGCCCGGCGCAGAGCUUCUUCAUAUCCGUCCACACCGUGCAGAAAGGUGACUUGGUGCUGCUGAGCAAGGCGGUGCGUCUGUCGGAGGGUCAGCGAGUCGUCCUGAACACCGACAUCCUCCUGGCGUCGGACUCGUCAGGUCGUCCCGAGGAGCUGGUCUACACCGUGUCCGUCCCGCCUCGACACGGCCUGGUCCACGCGGUCCAUCAGCCCGGGGUCCCGCUGGUCUCCUUCACACAGCUGGACGUCGCCGCGCACCGAGUGUGUUACACCCACGACAACAGCCACCACGCAGACGCCGACUCCUUCAGUUUCGUCGUCACAAACGGCGACUCGUCCCGAAGCGGCACCCUCCACUUCACCAUCGAGCACGGCGACCGCAUCCCGCCGACCCUCCACCACAACACGGGCCUGCAGCUCCAGGACGGCUCCACGCAGACCAUCACGGCCGAGCAGCUGCAGCUCACCGACCCGGACACGGCCGCCGCCAACCUGAGCUUCAUCGUCACGCAGCCGCCGCAGUACGGUAAACUGCUGCUGGGAGGAGUCCCGAUGUCGUCGCCGCUCAGGUUCACCCAGACGGACGUGGACGAGCUGAAGGUGGCGUACAGGCACGACCCGAGCAGCCCCGCAGAGAUCGACAGGUUCUACUUCCUGGCGACGGACGGGAGCAACAGAGGAUACCUGGAGUUUGGGCAGCUGAAGGAGGAGCCGGCUGUUUUUAACGUUCAGGUGCAACGCGUGGACCGGACGCCUCCCAGUCUGACCACCAGGAGGAGCCCCAGCACCGUGGUGGACCUGGGCGGCGGUCGAUACGGCGUCUUCAUCACCUCCAAACACCUGCAGGCCUCGGACCCCGACAGCCCCGCGGAGGAGCUGGAGUUCUCCAUCACCAGACCGCCUCACUUCGGAUACCUGGAGAACGCUGUCACAGGAGCGUACAUUAAAGGUCGUUUCACGCAGCGGGACGUGGACCAGCGUGCCGUCGUGUUCGUCCUCCCCGUUGAUAUGGAGGUGACGGCCGACAGCUUCGAGUUCCGCCUCAUCGACCCGGCAGGAAACACGGCGCUGCCCGAGAUACUGGACCUGUCCUGGUCUCGGGUGGAGUUGUCGGCGACCUGCUACCGAACCUGUGAGACGGCGGGGACGCUUCAGAUCCAAAUCCAACGCAGCGGCAAGAGCGUCGACCCGGCGUACAUAGCUAUCCAGGUGGAGGAGGGAUCGGCCAAACCCGGCAGAGAUUUCACCCACAGCACAGCCGCUCUCAUCCAGUUUGACCCAGGAGUCAGCGUGAAAACCUGGAACAUCUACCUGAUAGACGACGGCCUGGAGGAAAAUCACGAGACCUUCACUGUCACCCUGAAAAAUCCUAAAAACGCCGUCCUGGGACAGAGGACCUCCGCCAGUGUCGAGAUCAUUGACCCCAGAGGAGGACGGUGCGAUCCAGACGACCUGAGGGUGGAGGAGGACGAGAAGCGACUCCCUCCUCCUCGCCUCCCUGACCCCCCCAGGCCGAAGGAGGAAGAGGACCCCGUCACAGACAUCGAGGCAGAGCUGCUGUGGGAGAACCAGCCUCACCCUCCUCGAGGAGACGUCCCAAACCGCCGGCCCUACCUGGACUACGGAGAGGGAGAACCCCAGGACCAGGCGGCGCCCGGUUACAUCCACCCCCAAAGCAGGCAGCAGCCGGGGACUGGGAGCACCGGACACAGGGUCAGAGAAGGAGGAUUAAAGGUCCAUCUGUCAGGAGAGAGGAGGUCUGAGGAGAAGGUGUGGACGUUCCACAGUAUGACUCCGCUCCGGCUGGAGGAGCUGAAGCCGGGUGAUGCCGGGUGGAGUCGCUGGUCUCACAGUCGCCUCCUGCAGGAGCUCCCGGUUGGUGACCCUCCUCAGAUGGACCACCCAGAACCCAGAAACCAGCCAGAGCUACGCCAGCGCAAGACGGGGAAGUCGGUCACCAGCUCGUGUCCCGACGGUUGGACUCACUACAGGAGACGCUGCUACGUGGUCAGCACGUCUGUGGCGAGCUGGGGGAGUGCAGAGAGGACCUGCUCGCUGCUAUUUAACAGCAGCCUGACCAGCGUGCGCUCCAGAAGAGACAUGACCUGGCUGUGGAAGUUUGCAGGAAGGAAGCCAUUUUGGAUCGGUCUGUCUGGAGGUCCCGGUCGCUGGAUGUGGGCUGACGGUCGCUCUGUGUCCUUCUCCAGACUGAGGGGGGCGCCGCCGGGCAGCAGUGAGUCCGACGUAGGCUCCGACUGCGUGCUGGUCGAAACGCCCCGAAGCUGGAUCUCCACGAGCUGCUCCCCUGAAACCCAGCACACGUUUAUCUGCUCCUCUUCGGCUCACACUCACUGAGACGCGCUCAGCUGAUUCACUGCUACCCGUCCGUACAACCUCUGUGAACAUGUUACAUAUUUAAUGACACGCUACGAUGCUGCUCUGUACAUUAGUUUAUAUUUUUGUCAUAAUAAAGAUUGAUGCACAACCCAAAAUGAGACUCUUUUUUUAGUUUAAGAACUAAAAACUAUAUUCUAGUCACAGAAUGCUUCUACUUUAAAACGGAGACCUUUCUGAUUUUACUUACGUAGCCUACUUUUACUUCAUAAUAAACAUUUUGCAGGAGA
Messenger RNA from Labrus mixtus (cuckoo wrasse), 7099 nucleotides. It is a transcript of the gene frem1b, whose product is annotated as Fras1 related extracellular matrix 1b. The record is from RefSeq and is a predicted model, not a curated record. Gene Ontology annotation, cellular component: membrane. Bases 384 to 6830 code for a protein of 2148 amino acids. The transcript has 36 exons. Gene Ontology annotation, biological process: cell communication. Lineage: Eukaryota; Metazoa; Chordata; Actinopteri; Labriformes; Labridae.